AUGGCAAACGAGUGGCUGCUGUGGCUGACCCUGUCUGCCAUCAUAGCUGCUUGGCACAGCGAGGCAAAGUCUGCUGUGAACACCUUCUCCUCCCAGAUUCCAGAAAAACUAACAGGUGUGAGUCCCAUCCACAAUGGCCAGGUUUGCAGUACAUGGGGUAACUUCCACUUCAAGACCUUUGAUGGAGAUGUUUUCCAGUUGCACUCGACUUGCAACUACGUCCUGACCUCUUCAUGCAGGAGCAGUUACAACGACUUCAACAUUCAGAUAAGACGACAGGAGGCUGGCAACCAUCACACCAUCAAAAACAUCAUUAUGAAGCUGGAGGGUUCAGUAGUGGAGCUCUCUGAGGGCUCAGUGGUUAUCGAUGGAAAACCAGCCACCCUACCAUUCAGUCAAGCAGGAGUGCUCAUUGAGAAAAACCCCACCUACAUCAAAAUCAAAGCAAAGCUGGGUUUAGUUGCUAUCUGGAAUGAGAAGGAUGCUUUUAUGGUGGAACUAGACCUUAAGUACAAGAACCACACCUGCGGUCUUUGUGGAGACUUCAAUGGGGUCCAGCUUUAUGAUGAGUUCUACAGCCAUGGUGUAAAAAUAUCCCCCAUGGAUUUUGCUAACUUCUGGAAAAUGGAUGGUCCAACUGAAAGCUGCUCUUACUAUACACUGAAAUCAACACAAAGCUGCAACAACAUGAAACCUCUGUGUGAGCAGAUCCUUACAGGGCCAGCCUUCAACAGCUGUCACAGUCUGCUGGACGUUGCCUCCUUUACUUCUGCCUGUGUUGCAGACCUCUGUAACUGUGAUAAUGGCAUGAAUGAACACGUUGACCCCUUCUGCCUGUGCAACACUGUGUCAGAGUUCUCCAGACAGUGUGGACAUGCGGGUGGCAAACCCCAAAACUGGAGAACCAAAGACCUCUGCUGGAAGUCAUGUCCCAACAAAAUGGAGUACAAGGAGUGUGGGAGUCCCUGUGCUGAUACCUGCUCCAACCCAGAGGCCAGCCACACCUGUGAUCACCACUGUACUGAUGGAUGCUUCUGCCCUGCAGGCACUGUGCUGGAUGAUUUAAACGGAACGGGUUGUGUCCGAUUAAACGAGUGCUCCUGCAGCUACAACAGCAAGAUAUAUGGACCGGGGGAGUCCUACUCCAGUAACUGCAAAAAAUGUGUGUGUGCAAGUGGCCGGUGGACGUGUACGGAGGAGGACUGUCCAGGUACCUGCUCUGUGGAGGGAGGAGCCCACAUCGACACCUUCGAUGACAAAGUCUACACCUUCCAUGGGGACUGCUCCUAUGUGCUGGCUAAGGACUGCAGUGGAUCCCAGUUUGUGGUACAAGGAGAACUGGAGCAGUGUGGACUGACUGAGAGUGAGACCUGCCUCAAGUCUGUUACCUUGGGUUUGUCUGGAGGGGCUAAAGUGAUCCAAAUCCAGUCCAAUGGCAAGGUUUUUGUGAAUGGCAUCUACGCUCAGUUACCCUUCUCUGCUGCUGGGAUCUCCGCCUUCAGAGGGUCCUCUUACUACCUGCUGGUGCAAACGUCUGUUGGUGUUCUGAUGGAGGUGCAGCUCCAGCCAGUCAUGCAGCUCUACGUCAAAGUGACCAGUGAUUACCAGGCCAAGACCUGUGGUCUGUGUGGGAACUUCAACGGUAACCAAGCUGAUGACUUUCUAAAGCUCAGUGGCGUUCCAGAUGCCACAGCACCUGGUUUUGUCAACAGCUGGAAGACACAUGCUGGUUGCCCUGAUGUUAAGAGCAACUUUGAGAACCCCUGCAGUCUUAGUCUGGAUAAUGAGAAGUACGCCCAGCACUGGUGCUCCAUGCUGAGUGACCCUCAGGGAGUGUUUGCCUCCUGUCACUCAGAGAUCAGCCCUGACUCGUACAAGGAGAACUGCAUGUAUGACAGCUGUAACUGUGAGAAAAGUGAGGACUGUAUGUGUGCUGCAGUCUCCUCCUAUGUCCAUGCCUGUGCAGCUGCAGGAAUCCAGCUCACCGGCUGGAGGUCGACCAUCUGUGGGAAAUAUGCUAGCUGGUGCCCCAGCAGCAUGGUCUACUCCUACAACAUCACGUCCAGCGGUCGCACCUGCCGCUGCAUCAGCACCACAGACCCCAGCUGUCACUUCUCUUUCCCGCCAAUCGACGGCUGUAUCUGUGUAGAGGGAACCUAUCUGGAUGACACUGGGAAGUGUGUCCCAUCUCAGGCUUGUCCUUGUUAUCACAAAGGCUCAGUGGUGCCUCCCGGACAGGUCAUCAACAAGGAUGGGGUCAUGUGCACCUGUGAGGAGGGCAAACUCAGCUGCAUUGGAGAGUUUACUAUACAGCCAACAGCCUGUGCUCCUCCCAUGGUGGCCUUCAACUGCUCUGCUAAUGACCCCGUUGCAAAAGGAACGGAGUGUGAGAAGAGCUGCAACACAUUAGACAUGGCCUGUAUGGCCACAGAGUGUGUCUCCGGCUGUAUGUGUCCAUCUGGGACGGUGUCUGAUGGUAAAGGAGGCUGCAUUAAGCCAGAGGCCUGUCCUUGUGUUCACAACGGUGUCUCCUACCAGCCUGGAGAGACCACCAAGGUGGACUGCAACACCUGGGGGUAUGUUUACCCCACUUUACGGCAAAUAUGCUCCUCUGAAGGCUUUGAUUAUUCCUCUGGAACGGAGGUGAGAAGAGCUGCAAACACAUUAGACAACCAGCUGCUUUCAAGUGGAAAUGAAGAAACAGUUCCAUUCAGUUACAGCACUAUGGGCAUCUACCUGGUCAUUGGAGCCAACAAUGGACUCAUUUUCAUGUGGGACAGGAAGACCACCUUGUUCAUCAAGCUCAGCCCAAAAUAUAAGGGUCGUGUAUGUGGGCUGUGUGGCAACUAUGAUGACAAUGCAAAUAAUGACUUCACCACAAGGUCCCAUGCUGUGGUGGUCAACCCACUGGUGUUUGGGAACAGCUGGAAGGAUUCACCGAGCUGCCCCGAUGCUCACAGCCUCACCAGCCCCUGCACAGCCAACCCAUACAGACAGGCGUGGGCCCAGAAACAGUGCAGCAUUAUCCAGAGUGACGUCUUCUCUCCCUGCCACUCCAUUGUGGAUCCCGCUCCAUACUAUGAAGCAUGUGUAUCUGACUCCUGUGCUUGUGACACGGGUGGAGACUGCGAGUGUUUCUGCACUGCUGUGGCCGCUUAUGCUGAAUCCUGUAAUCAAGCUGGCGCCUGUAUACGAUGGAGAACCCCAAAGAUUUGUCCUAUCUUCUGUGAUUACUACAAUCCCCCUGGUGAAUGCGAAUGGCACUACAUGCCAUGCGGAUCUCCGUGUAUGAAAACCUGCAGGAACCCCUCCGGCAGCUGCUCGCCACAGAUGCCUCCUCUAGAAGGUUGCUAUCCAAAAUGUCCUCCUGCUCAGCCAUACUUUGAUGAGGAUACAAUGACAUGUGUCUUAAAAGAACAAUGUGGCUGCUACGAUAAAGAGGGGAAACACUACAAUAAUAGUGAAAAAGUGCCAACAACUGAAAACUGUCAAACAUGUACAUGCAGUUCAAUGACUAUCCAAUGUCAGUAUGAUGCCCAAGCCUGUACUUGCACAUAUAAUGGAAACAAAUAUCCCCCUGGCAAUCUAAUUUAUAACACAACAGAUGGAUAUGGUAACUGCAUCACAGCAGUGUGUGGAAAUAAUGGUACCAUUGACCACAGUUCAUAUAGUUGCCCAGUAUCCACACCGACAACACCUGUGCACAUUGCAACCACUACUAUAGCCAGCCAGUCUACAACCACCUUUGUUUUUUCAUCAACCACACCAGAGCCACACACAGUCCCAGUCCCAUGUAAUCCUUGUAAGUGGUCGCCAUGGUAUGAUACCAGCUUCCCGACACUGGGAACUCCAGGAGGAGACAUGGAAACAUAUGAAAAGAUUAGAGAGGAAGGGCACAAGAUAUGUGCUAAGCCAAGCCAGAUCCAAUGCAGAGCUGAGAAAUUCCCUAAUGUCACCAUUCAAAAUGUGGGACAAGUGGUGGAAUGUAAUCUGGCUAAUGGGCUGACUUGCAGAAAUGAAGACCAGUCAGGACCACUGGCCUUGUGUUUUAACUACCAAGUCAGAGUUCUGUGUUGUGACUAUAAUGCAUGCCCAACAGAGCCUACUCCUUCUACAACACAUUCAAUACCUACAACGACUAAAGAUGUUACCGAAACACCGUGUCAGGAAACAUUAUGCUACUGGUCACAAUGGAUAAGUUCAGACUAUCCUGAAUACGGUAAUGGAGGUGGGGACAACGAAACCAUCAAACACAUCAUCCAAAAAGGAUUUCAUAUCUGUGAGAAUCCAGUGGAGGUGGAAUGUCGGGCAGAGCACUACCCGCAGACUCCCCUGAAUCAAUUGGGACAAAAAGUGACAUGUAAUAACCAAGGACUCCUGUUUCCAACUACAACAGCUUCAACUACAGUUCCAACUCCAACACCUUCAACUAUGACAUCCACUACACCUUCUACCACAACUGAAACGACAACUCAGCCACCUAAAACAACUAGUACAACCACUACACCGUCUACCACAACUGAAACAACAACAACUCAGCCACCAACAACUACUAGUACAACCACUACACCAUCAACCACAACUGAAACACCAACCACUAGUCGGCCACCAACAUCUACAACUUGCCCAGGAGGACAUGAUAUGACAUGUGGGUGGUCAGAAUGGAUCAAUCUUGGCAAGCCCACAUCAGGUCUUGAUGGUGGAGACAAUGAAUCCAUCCAGAACGUAAUCUCUGCUGGUUAUCAUAUAUGCUCAGCUCCUGAAGAAGUCCAGUGUAGAGCUAUCCUUUACCCAGGACUUACCAUGUCACAGCUGGGACAAGAUGUGAUUUGCAAUAAAGAUGUUGGUCUCAUAUGCUACAACAAACAACAAGGGCUUCAGCAAGAGUGUUUUGAUUACGAGAUUAAAUUUAAAUGCUGUGGGUGUCCAACACAAACUCCUCCUACAGUUCCAACAUCCACACCUUCAACUCCCUCAACUACAAGUCCAACUACAACACCUUCAACUAUGACAUCCACUACACCUUCUACCACAACUGAAACGACAACUCAGCCACCUAAAACGACUAGUACAACCACUACACCGUCUAACACAACUGAAACAACAACAACUCAGCCACCAACAACUACUAGUACAACCACUACACCAUCAACCACAACUGAAACACCAACCACUAGUCAGCCACCAACAUCUACAACUUGCCCAGGGGGACAUGAUAUGACAUGUGGGUGGUCAGAAUGGAUCAAUCUUGGCAAGCCCACAUCAGGUCCUGAUGGUGGAGACAAUGAAUCCAUCCAGAACGUAAUCUCUGCUGGUUAUCAUAUAUGCUCAGCUCCUGAAGAAGUCCAGUGUAGAGCUAUCCUUUACCCAGGACUUACCAUGUCACAGCUGGGACAAGAUGUGAUUUGCAAUAAAGAUGUUGGUCUCAUAUGCUACAACAAACAACAAGGGCUUCAGCAAGAGUGUUUUGAUUACGAGAUUAAAUUUAAAUGCUGUGGGUGUCCAACACAAACUCCUCCUACAGUUCCAACAUCCACACCUUCAACUCCCUCAACUACAAGUCCAACUACAACACCUUCAACUAUGACAUCCACUACACCUUCUACCACAACUGAAACGACAACUCAGCCACCUAAAACGACUAGUACAACCACUACACCGUCUACCACAACUGAAACAACAACAACUCAGCCACCAACAACUACUAGUACAACCACUACACCAUCAACCACAACUGAAACACCAACCACUAGUCAGCCACCAACAUCUACAACUUGCCCAGGGGGACAUGAUAUGACAUGUGGGUGGUCAGAAUGGAUCAAUCUUGGCAAGCCCACAUCAGGUCCUGAUGGUGGAGACAAUGAAUCCAUCCAGAACGUAAUCUCUGCUGGUUAUCAUAUAUGCUCAGCUCCUGAAGAAGUCCAGUGUAGAGCUAUCCUUUACCCAGGACUUACCAUGUCACAGCUGGGACAAGAUGUGAUUUGCAAUAAAGAUGUUGGUCUCAUAUGUUACAACAAACAACAAGGGCUUCAGCAAGAGUGUUUUGAUUACGAGAUUAAAUUUAAAUGCUGUGGGUGUCCAACACAAACUCCUCCUACAGUUCCAACAUCCACACCUUCAACUCCCUCAACUACAAGUCCAACUACAACACCUUCAACUAUGACAUCCACUACACCUUCUACCACAACUGAAACGACAACUCAGCCACCUAAAACAACUAGUACAACCACUACACCGUCUACCACAACUGAAACAACAACAACUCAGCCACCAACAACUACUAGUACAACCACUACACCAUCAACCACAACUGAAACACCAACCACUAGUCGGCCACCGACAUCUACAACUUGCCCAGGAGGACAUGAUAUGACAUGUGGGUGGUCAGAAUGGAUCAAUCUUGGCAAGCCCACAUCAGGUCUUGAUGGUGGAGACAAUGAAUCCAUCCAGAACGUAAUCUCUGCUGGUUAUCAUAUAUGCUCAGCUCCUGAAGAAGUCCAGUGUAGAGCUAUCCUUUACCCAGGACUUACCAUGUCACAGCUGGGACAAGAUGUGAUUUGCAAUAAAGAUGUUGGUCUCAUAUGCUACAACAAACAACAAGGGCUUCAGCAAGAGUGUUUUGAUUACGAGAUUAAAUUUAAAUGCUGUGGGUGUCCAACACAAACUCCUCCUACAGUUCCAACAUCCACACCUUCAACUCCCUCAACUACAAGUCCAACUACAACACCUUCAACUAUGACAUCCACUACACCUUCUACCACAACUGAAACGACAACUCAGCCACCUAAAACGACUAGUACAACCACUACACCGUCUACCACAACUGAAACAACAACAACUCAGCCACCAACAACUACUAGUACAACCACUACACCAUCAACCACAACUGAAACACCAACCACUAGUCAGCCACCAACAUCUACAACUUGCCCAGGGGGACAUGAUAUGACAUGUGGGUGGUCAGAAUGGAUCAAUCUUGGCAAGCCCACAUCAGGUCCUGAUGGUGGAGACAAUGAAUCCAUCCAGAACGUAAUCUCUGCUGGUUAUCAUAUAUGCUCAGCUCCUGAAGAAGUCCAGUGUAGAGCUAUCCUUUACCCAGGACUUACCAUGUCACAGCUGGGACAAGAUGUGAUUUGCAAUAAAGAUGUUGGUCUCAUAUGCUACAACAAACAACAAGGGCUUCAGCAAGAGUGUUUUGAUUACGAGAUUAAAUUUAAAUGCUGUGGGUGUCCAACACAAACUCCUCCUACAGUUCCAACAUCCACACCUUCAACUCCCUCAACUACAAGUCCAACUACAACACCUUCAACUAUGACAUCCAAUACACCUUCUACCACAACUGAAACGAAAACUCAGCCACCUAAAACGACUAGUACAACCACUACACCGUCUACCACAACUGAAACAACAACAACUCAGCCACCAACAACUACUAGUACAACCACUACACCAUCAACCACAACUGAAACACCAACCACUAGUCAGCCACCAACAUCUACAACUUGUCCAGGGGGACAUGAGGUUACAUGUGGGUGGUCAGAAUGGAUCAAUCUUGGCAAGCCCACAUCAGGUCCUGAUGGUGGAGACAAUGAAUCCAUCCAGAACGUAAUCUCUGCUGGUUAUCAUAUAUGCUCAGCUCCGGAAGAAGUCCAGUGUAGAGCUAUCCUUUACCCAGGACUUACCAUGUCACAGCUGGGGCAAGAUGUGAUUUGCAAUAAAGAUGUUGGUCUCAUAUGCUACAACAAACAACAAGGGCUUCAGCAAGAGUGUUUUGAUUACGAGAUUAAAUUUAAAUGCUGUGGGUGUCCAACACAAACUCCUCCUACAGUUCCAACAUCCACACUUUCAACUCCCUCAACUACAAGUCCAACUACAACACCUUCAACUAUUACAUCCACUACACCUUCUACCACAACUGAAACGACAACUCAGCCACCUAAAACAACUAGUACAACCACUAAACCGUCUACCACAACUGAAACAACAACAACUCAGCCACCAACAACUACUAGUACAACCACUACACCAUCAACCACAACUGAAACACCAACCACUAGUCAGCCACCAACAUCUACAACUUGUCCAGGGGGACAUGAGGUUACAUGUGGGUGGUCAGAAUGGAUCAAUCUUGGCAAGCCCACAUCAGGUCCUGAUGGUGGAGACAAUGAAUCCAUCCAGAACGUAAUCUCUGCUGGUUAUCAUAUAUGCUCAGCUCCGGAAGAAGUCCAGUGUAGAGCUAUCCUUUACCCAGGACUUACCAUGUCACAGCUGGGGCAAGAUGUGAUUUGCAAUAAAGAUGUUGGUCUCAUAUGCUACAACAAACAACAAGGGCUUCAGCAAGAGUGUUUUGAUUACGAGAUUAAAUUUAAAUGCUGUGGGUGUCCAACACAAACUCCUCCUACAGUUCCAACAUCCACACCUUCAACUCCCUCAACUACAAGUCCAACUACAACACCUUCAACUAUGACAUCCACUACACCUUCUACCACAACUGAAACGACAACUCAGCCACCUAAAACAACUAGUACAACCACUACACCGUCUACCACAACUGAAACAACAACAACUCAGCCACCAACAACUACUAGUACAACCACUACACCAUCAACCACAACUGAAACACCAACCACUAGUCGGCCACCAACAUCUACAACUUGCCCAGGAGGACAUGAUAUGACAUGUGGGUGGUCAGAAUGGAUCAAUCUUGGCAAGCCCACAUCAGGUCUUGAUGGUGGAGACAAUGAAUCCAUUCAGAACGUAAUCUCUGCUGGUUAUCAUAUAUGCUCAGCUCCUGAAGAAGUCCAGUGUAGAGCUAUCCUUUACCCAGGACUUACCAUGUCACAGCUGGGACAAGAUGUGAUUUGCAAUAAAGAUGUUGGUCUCAUAUGCUACAACAAACAACAAGGGCUUCAGCAAGAGUGUUUUGAUUACGAGAUUAAAUUUAAAUGCUGUGGGUGUCCAACACAAACUCCUCCUACAGUUCCAACAUCCACACCUUCAACUCCCUCAACUACAAGUCCAACUACAACACCUUCAACUAUGACAUCCACUACACCUUCUACCACAACUGAAACGACAACUCAGCCACCUAAAACGACUAGUACAACCACUACACCGUCUACCACAACUGAAACAACAACAACUCAGCCACCAACAACUACUAGUACAACCACUACACCAUCAACCACAACUGAAACACCAACCACUAGUCGGCCACCAACAUCUACAACUUGCCCAGGAGGACAUGAUAUGACAUGUGGGUGGUCAGAAUGGAUCAAUCUUGGCAAGCCCACAUCAGGUCUUGAUGGUGGAGACAAUGAAUCCAUCCAGAACGUAAUCUCUGCUGGUUAUCAUAUAUGCUCAGCUCCUGAAGAAGUCCAGUGUAGAGCUAUCCUUUACCCAGGACUUACCAUGUCACAGCUGGGACAAGAUGUGAUUUGCAAUAAAGAUGUUGGUCUCAUAUGCUACAACAAACAACAAGGGCUUCAGCAAGAGUGUUUUGAUUACGAGAUUAAAUUUAAAUGCUGUGGGUGUCCAACACAAACUCCUCCUACAGUUCCAACAUCCACACCUUCAACUCCCUCAACUACAAGUCCAACUACAACACCUUCAACUAUGACAUCCACUACACCUUCUACCACAACUGAAACGACAACUCAGCCACCUAAAACGACUAGUACAACCACUACACCGUCUACCACAACUGAAACAACAACAACUCAGCCACCAACAACUACUAGUACAACCACUACACCAUCAACCACAACUGAAACACCAACCACUAGUCAGCCACCAACAUCUACAACUUUUCCAACAUCCACACCUUCAACUCCCUCAACUACAAGUCCAACUACAACACCUUCAACUAUGACAUCCAUUACACCUUCUACCACAACUGAAACGACAACUCAGCCACCUAAAACGACUAGUACAACCACUACACCGUCUACCACAACUGAAACAACAACUCAGCCACCAACAACUACUAGUACAACCACUACACCAUCAACCACAACUGAAACACCAACCACUAGUCAGCCACCAACAUCUACAACUUGUCCAGGGGGACAUGAGGUUACAUGUGGGUGGUCAGAAUGGAUCAAUCUUGGCAAGCCCACAUCAGGUCCUGAUGGUGGAGACAAUGAAUCCAUCCAGAACGUAAUCUCUGCUGGUUAUCAUAUAUGCUCAGCUCCGGAAGAAGUCCAGUGUAGAGCUAUCCUUUACCCAGGACUUACCAUGUCACAGCUGGGGCAAGAUGUGAUUUGCAAUAAAGAUGUUGGUCUCAUAUGCUACAACAAACAACAAGGGCUUCAGCAAGAGUGUUUUGAUUACGAGAUUAAAUUUCAAUGCUGUGGGUGUCCAACACAAACUCCUCCUACAGUUCCAACAUCCACACCUUCAACUCCCUCAACUACAAGUCCAACUACAACACCUUCAACUAUGACAUCCACUACACCUUCUACCACAACUGAAACGACAACUCAGCCACCUAAAACGACUAGUACAACCACUACACCGUCUACCACAAUUGAAACAACAACAACUCAGCCACCAACAACUACUAGUACAACCACUACACCAUCAACCACAACUGAAACACCAACCACUAGUCAGCCACCAACAUCUACAACUUGUCCAGGGGGACAUGAGGUUACAUGUGGGUGGUCAGAAUGGAUCAAUCUUGGCAAGCCCACAUCAGGUCCUGAUGGUGGAGACAAUGAAUCCAUCCAGAACGUAAUCUCUGCUGGUUAUCAUAUAUGCUCAGCUCCUGAAGAAGUCCAGUGUAGAGCUAUCCUUUACCCAGGACUUACCAUGUCACAGCUGGGACAAGAUGUGAUUUGCAAUAAAGAUGUUGGUCUCAUAUGCUACAACAAACAACAAGGGCUUCAGCAAGAGUGUUUUGAUUACGAGAUUAAAUUUAAAUGCUGUGGGUGUCCAACACAAACUCCUUCUCCUACAGUUCCAACAUCAACACCUUCAACUCCCUCAACUACAAGUCCAACUACAACACCUUCAACUCCUUCCACUACAAGUCCAACUACAACACCUUCAACUAUGACAUCCACUACACCUUCUACCACAACUGAAACGACAACUCAGCCACCUAAAACGACUAGUACAACCACUACACCGUCUACCACAAUUGAAACAACAACAACUCAGCCACCAACAACUACUAGUACAACCACUACACCAUCAACCACAACUGAAACACCAACCACUAGUCAGCCACCAACAUCUACAACUUGUCCAGGGGGACAUGAGGUUACAUGUGGGUGGUCAGAAUGGAUCAAUCUUGGCAAGCCCACAUCAGGUCCUGAUGGUGGAGACAAUGAAUCCAUCCAGAACGUAAUCUCUGCUGGUUAUCAUAUAUGCUCAGCUCCUGAAGAAGUCCAGUGUAGAGCUAUCCUUUACCCAGGACUUACCAUGUCACAGCUGGGACAAGAUGUGAUUUGCAAUAAAGAUGUUGGUCUCAUAUGCUACAACAAACAACAAGGGCUUCAGCAAGAGUGUUUUGAUUACGAGAUUAAAUUUAAAUGCUGUGGGUGUCCAACACAAACUCCUUCUCCUACAGUUCCAACAUCAACACCUUCAACUCCCUCAACUACAAGUCCAACUACAACACCUUCAACUCCUUCCACUACAAGUCCAACUACAACACCUUCAACUAUGACAUCCACUACACCUUCUACCACAACCGAAACAACAACUCAGUCACCUAUAACUACUACUACAACCACUACAACUUCAACCACAGUUCCAACUACACCUUCAACUCCCUCAACUACAGUUCCAACUCCAACACCUUCAACUACGACAUCCACUACACCUUCUACUACAACUGAAACAACAAAGUCUCAGCCACCAACAACUACUAGUACAACCACUACACCAUCAACCACAACUGAGUUACCUAUAGUCACAGGAAAACCCUCUCAACCAACAACUGCGCCAUCUACUGCAGCUCAAAUUUGCCAUUGCCUUCAUAAUGGUAUCCUGUUCCCCCCUGACUCCAUAGUCUACAAUAUAUCGGACCAUGAUGGCUACUGUUAUAUAGGGUACUGCAAUGAAAGUUGUCAUAUAGUACUCAAAGACCACCGUCCUUGUAAUAAUAUGAGGAAAGAGUGUGCUUUAAACCCUCCAAGAAAGGAUGGUGAAAUUUGGAAGGAGAGUAACUGUCUUGUAGGAACAUGUGAUAAUGGCAAGGUGACCUAUAACCAUACACAGUGUCCAACUCCAAAGCCUGUAGUAUGUGCAAAUAACUUCCCUGCUAUUAAAGUGCUGGAUGAUGACGGAUGCUGCUUCCACUAUGAAUGCCAAUGUAUCUGCUAUGGUUGGGGAGACCCCCAUUAUGUCACCUUCGAUGGAACCUACUAUGGUUUUCAAGGCAACUGUUCCUACUGGCUGAUGAAGGAGAUAGUGCCCAAAUACAACUUCAGUGUUAUGAUCGAUAACUACUACUGUGGUUCUGCUGAUGACUUGGCCUGUCCUCAGUCCAUCACUGUCUUCUACAAAAGCUACAGAAUCUUUAUAAUGCAGAAGGAGGUCAAUGGCAUUUACACAAAUCAGACCACUGUGAAUGGCAAGCAUGUGAGUCCUGCAUACCAAAAUGGUGACUUCCGUAUAACCUCCACCGGUAUAGAGACUGUGCUUGUCAUCCCUGAAAUCCAUGCCAAGAUCACCUUCUCAGGGCUCAUAUUCAGUAUCUACCUGCCCUAUAGUAAAUUUGCCGGCAACACCGAGGGACAGUGUGGCACAUGUGACAACAACCGGACAGAUGACUGCAUGUUGCCAAGUGGCAAAAUUGAUCCAUCAUGUCCUAAUAUGGCACUCGGGUGGCAUGCUAACGACAGUUACUGUGAACAUAUUAACCCUACACCUAUGCCUACGACUACGCCUAAGCCUAGCACCUGUGAUACAUCAAUCUGUGAGAUCAUUAAGGGCAGUGUGUUUGAAGCUUGCCACAAGGUUAUUGACUACACUCCAUUUGUUGUGGCCUGUGAGUUUGACAUUUGCCACAUGCACAUAAAUCACGUUGGCUGCACUAGCUUACAAACCUAUGCUGAUGCCUGUGCUGAGUCUGGACUGUGUAUUGACUGGAGAAGUGCCACCGACGGACUCUGUGAAUAUACAUGUCCAAGUCCCAAAGUCUAUCGGGGGUGUGGCCCUCAGGUGGAGCCUACCUGUGAUUCCUGGUACAACCAGAAAUUCAUCUAUACGGUCAAUGAGUUCAGUGCCAUGACAAAUGUGAAGCUGGAGGGUUGCUUCUGCCCAGAUGACCACUUCCUCCUCUCUUCCAGCUCUAAUGAAUGUGUGCCCAACUGUGGUAAGAGCAGAUGGCACUACUAUAUGGCAACAGCUAUGGACAAGAAUGCCAAUUCAAAGUGGACAGAAAACUGUAAUGAGUGUAUAUGUGAGGAGGACACACUGCAGGUCAGCUGCCAUCCCGUGUCCUGUCCAGCACAGCCCCCCCCCAGCUGUGAUGAAGAGGGUCAGGUCAAGGUCAAUGAAACGGUUGGCUGCUGUCAAAAGGAGAAGUGUGAAUGUGAUGGGACGCAGUGCUCUGGUCUUGUGCCGUCCUGUCCUCUUGGUUUUAUUCUAAACCAAACUAAGGGAGUCUGCUGUUGGAAAUACUCCUGCGUGCCUAAAAAGGAUGUGUGUGUUUUCAACAACAAUGAAUACCAGGUUGGAGACCUGGUGCCCAUGAAGCCAUGUGAGAAGUGCAGUUGUAGUAACAAGGCCAAUGCCAGCAGCCCCCUGAACAUUAUAGACUGUGAGCCUAUACCCUGUGACACCAACUGCCCUGUGGGUUAUGAGUACCAGAUCAGCACUAACUUGUGCUGUGGGACAUGUGUCCAAACAAGCUGCAUUGUCGUGCUGUUGAAUGCAACAUACGCAUUAAAGCCUGGCUCCAUUUGGACUCCCGCUGGGAACCCCUGUGUGAAGUUUGAGUGUGUGAAGAUCGCUAAUCAGUUCAUCACCAUAGAAGCCAAGACAAUCUGUCCCCUCUACGACCCUAAUGAAUGCAUACCGGGAACAGAGACCAUCGCUCCAGACGGAUGCUGCCAUGUCUGUAUUCCGAAGGGUGAGCCAUGCGGUGUGUCCACCACACCUGUGUACCUGGAGAGCCAGGGCUGCUAUGCCAAAAACCUGGUCAAUGUCACAUCCUGUAGUGGAGCAUGUGGCACCUUCACCUUUUAUUCUACCAAAACAAGAUCCUUGCAGCACACCUGCUCCUGCUGCCAAGAGCUGGCUACAUCUGAGCGCCAGGUCCAGCUCUCCUGCCCUGACAACACAGAGAUCACUUACACCUACACCCACAUCGACAGCUGCGGGUGCCUCAAGACCGAGUGUUCUGGGCCUGGCCCCAGGGAAUUGGCAACCACUCCCCCUAGCGUCAAGUCACGUCGACGCAGGAGAUAA
Perca flavescens (yellow perch) is the source of this 14424-nucleotide messenger RNA. Its product is annotated as mucin-2. Gene Ontology annotation, cellular component: extracellular matrix. Lineage: Eukaryota; Metazoa; Chordata; Actinopteri; Perciformes; Percidae. Gene Ontology annotation, molecular function: protein binding. The coding region runs from base 1 to 14424 and encodes 4807 amino acids. The record is from RefSeq and is a predicted model, not a curated record. The transcript has 48 exons.